Fulvia fulva is the source of this 2031-nucleotide messenger RNA. RefSeq names its product Vacuolar amino acid transporter 1. Gene Ontology annotation, biological process: amino acid transmembrane transport. The record is from RefSeq and is a predicted model, not a curated record. Gene Ontology annotation, molecular function: amino acid transmembrane transporter activity. The transcript has a single exon. NCBI's taxonomy places the organism in Eukaryota, Fungi, Ascomycota, Dothideomycetes, Mycosphaerellales, Mycosphaerellaceae. The coding region runs from base 1 to 2031 and encodes 676 amino acids. Gene Ontology annotation, cellular component: vacuolar membrane.
AUGCCUUCAGCAAGAGGGCAAUUGCCCAACAGCUGGCGAGACCGAGCAGAUACGGCAGAGUCCAAUGCCAGCGGCGGCGUGCAAUUCGACGAGCAAAGCGAACAGCAUCAGCGGCCCUCCGAAUCCCACGUCAACCCGUACGCGUACCAAGAAGGAGAAGGACAUCAUGGACUGCGGCAUAGAAGAUCGUCAAUGGGCAUGGCCAUUGAUGCUAUUACACAAGCAGGUGGGGUGAACAGCUUGGGCAACUUUGCAAGAUCGUGGCAGCGUGCCGUUGGCUUUCACGAGGUCACGCCUGUGCGUAAGAGCUUCAGGUACGCGGAGGAUGACAGUCUGGAAGGUGUGGAAGACGAAGAGAGCACAGAAACCACGCCCGAGGCACAGCGAUCAUUGCUUAGAGAGCAGUUAGCGGCACAAGAACAGACCUCGCCGGACAGCGCGGUAGAGGAUGAUGCCACCCCAACGAAGCUAUCGCGACAACGGACGCGAGAUCAGGACCAGCAAUUGAGCGAUUCGUUUCGGGAGCAGGAUCCACUACUUUCCAAGACAACAUCGAGGACUCAGCAGGGUGAUAGCAUCUUCCAGAUAGAGCCUUCACUGGCAUCGCCAUUUGGAGGAAGCUACGGCACAACAUGGGCAUCACUAUCUUCCCGUGUGAACGAGUCCUCGAUGCGGCAUGCAGGACGGCUCUUCCGCCAGCAGCAGACUCAGGGUGUUGUGGCCCCAGAUAAGGAACGCGAGCCAUUGAUCGUGAAGCAGAUCGAGGACAAUGGCGGGAAAGUGGUCAAUAUCGUGGUCGGACAAUCUACACUACCACAAACCAUCUUCAACAGCGUGAACGUCCUAAUCGGCGUAGGUCUUCUCGCACUACCUCUAGCCAUGAAGUACGCUGGCUGGAUCCCCGGACUCAUCUUCUUCUUCUUCGCCGGCGCCUCAACCUGCUACACCGCCAAACUCCUAGCCAAAUGCGCCGACGUCGACACCAGUCUCAUCACCUUCGCCGACCUCGCCUAUGUUUCCUUCGGACCAUGGGCCCGGAUCGGCACCUCCAUCCUCUUCAGCCUCGAACUCAUAGCCGCCUGCGUCGCCCUUGUCGUCCUCUUCGCCGACUCCCUCGACGCCCUCACCGAAGGAUCCUGGGGCGUAGUCGAAUGGAAGAUUGUCUGCGGCAUAAUCCUCAUCCCACUCAGCUUCCUCCCCCUCCGCCUCCUAUCCUUCACCAGCAUCCUCGGAAUCCUCUCCUGCUUCGGAAUCGUCCUGGCCGUAAUCAUCGACGGCCUCAUCAAACCUUCCACCCCCGGCUCCCUCCGCGAACCGGCAACAACAUACCUCUUCCCCUCCAACUGGAUGACGCUCCCCAUCGCCUUCGGCAUCCUCAUGUCGCCCUGGGGCGGCCACUCCGUCUUCCCCAACAUCUACCGCGACAUGCGUCACCCCUACAAAUACCGCCGCGGCGUCAACAUCACCUACAUCUUCACCUUCGGCCUCGACCUUCUCAUGGCUGUGGUGGGAUUGCUGAUGUUCGGCGACGGCGUGAAGGACGAGGUCACUAAGAACAUUCUCAUGCUGGAGGCAGGAUACCCGCCAUUCCUCAGCGUCUUCAUCGUCGUCUGCGUGGCCAUCAUACCGCUCACCAAAGUACCCCUAAACGCCCGCCCUAUUGUCUCCACGCUGGAACUUUUCCUGGGCCUUGAUGCGAGGGCGAUGGGGGAUGCGGGAGCUAUGCAUGGAAUGAGCGGACUCACGCGAGGGGUUUUGAAGAUUACUGUGCGGGUGCUGUGUGUGGUCAUCUUCGUCCUCUUGGCCAUCCUGAUCCCGCAGUUCGACACGAUCAUGAGCUUGCUGGGUGCGGUGGCUUGUUUUACGAUUUGCUUGAUUCUUCCCUGCGCUUUCCAUUUGAAGCUGUUCGGGAAAGAGCUGUCUUACAGGCAGAAGGUGGUGGAUUGGUCGUUGAUUGUUGUCAGCAGUGUUUUAGCGAUUGUUAGUACGGGGUUUAAUUUUGUGCCUAAGGAGGUUUUGGGGAUGGAUUGA